Molecule: messenger RNA, 3295 nt
Organism: Pantherophis guttatus
Lineage: Eukaryota; Metazoa; Chordata; Lepidosauria; Squamata; Colubridae
Product: disintegrin and metalloproteinase domain-containing protein 20-like
Biological process (GO): male gonad development; proteolysis
Cellular component (GO): external side of plasma membrane; plasma membrane; sperm head plasma membrane
Molecular function (GO): metalloendopeptidase activity
Source: RefSeq, a predicted model, not a curated record
UCUGUCAAUAUCUCUCUUCGUUUUCCAAAAUAUGGUCAGUUCCUACCCUCGUUUUGUGAAAAUGAGUACCUGUGUGGCAUUGUUGAGUGUGGUAUUGCUGAAGAUCAUCCAAAAUGCAGCUUCUAGACAGGCACCUCCUCAGGGCUUCAGAUAUGCCUCUUAUGACGUGAUCAUCCCGAGGAAGCUGUCUCCCAAGUACGGGCAAGAAGAACCCCAGCAUGUCAGCUACCUCCUGCACAUUGAAGGAAAUCCCCAGGUGCUGUUCCUCAGGAAAAGAAGGAAUUUCAUCCCAAAGGCCUUUCCUGUCUUCACCUAUGAUACAGCAGGAGAUCUCCAGGUGGAUCAUCCUUUUAUCAAGGAUGACUGUUUCUACUAUGGAUUUAUACAGAGAAAGUCCUCUUCUCGAGUCACCCUCAGUACAUGUUCAGGAGGACUGAGAGGUCUCCUGCAAAUGGAAAAUAAGACCUAUGAAAUUGAACCAGUCCAGGAAUCUUCUACCUUUCAACACGUGGUGUUUCGGUUAGAAGUAGAGGAAGGGGCUCUCCGAAUGACAUGUGGAGUAGGAGAGGAACAACAGACUCAUCAAAAGGACAUAAUUCCUGAAACACAGAAUCUUGGAAACAAAGACGUUUUUGGAAAAUCCUGGUGGCCACAUAGGAGAUAUGUUAAGGUAGCAAUUGUGAUUGAUCAUGAACGAUAUUUGAAGUUUCACAGAAAUGAAUCUUUUAUUACCUUGCGAGUUCUAGAUAUUGUGCAUGCUGCAAAUUCAUUGUUUGAUGCACUUUCUGUUCAUGUAUCAAUAACAGGCUUAGUGAUCUGGUCACAAAAAAAUCUCAUAAAAAUUUCCCAUGUAGCAGAUGACACACUUGCCUCAUUUAAUGAAUGGAGAACAUACAAUUUAGUUAACAUUUUAAAGAAUGAUGUUGGUCACUUAUUUGCUUAUAAAGAUUUUGGGAUAACAGUAGGACUUGCAUAUAUGGGUACUAUAUGUAGCAUGAAUGGGGCAAGUGCUAUUGAAUCCUAUAGAACUCCCAGUUUGUUUUAUAUGUCUGUCAUAUUUACCCAUGAACUGGGACACGUUCUUGGAAUGCAGCAUGAUGAAGGAUAUUGUCAUUGUGGAAAGAGUGAAUGCAUUAUGGCACCCUAUGCAGCAGAGAGUGAUACAUUUAGUAACUGCAGUUACAAGGAUUAUUUCCACUAUAGAAACAGUGGGUGUUUAUUUGUCCCACCAGACACUAACACAACAUUUAAAUUUGAAUCCUGUGGUAACAAAAGAGUGGAAAAGGGAGAGCAGUGUGACUGUGGGUCAGAAACACAAUGCAAGUCAGAUCCCUGCUGUCAAGCUAAUUGUAUGUUGCGCCCUGCGGCUGUUUGUGCCUUUGGACUGUGCUGUGCUAACUGCCAGUAUCGUCAACGUGGAACUGUUUGCAGAGAGAAGAUUAGCAGUUGUGAUCUCCCUGAAUAUUGCAAUGGGACCUCAGAGCACUGUCCAGAAGACAUGCAUGUGCAAGAUGGCGCCGUGUGCAAUGAUGGUGUGUAUUGUUAUCAUGGGAACUGCACGACUCAUGAUAUGCAGUGCAAAAUGAUAUUUGGCAGUGGAUCAAAAGUCGCUUCUGAAGUUUGCUUCAUAGAAGUGAAUAAUAAAGGUGAUCGCUUUGGCAACUGUGGCCUUAAACAUGGAAUUUACAAGAAAUGUGAUACUGGGGAUAGCCUGUGUGGCCGUAUCCAGUGUGAAAAUACACAAAUUCCUUCUUUGGAGGAUCACAGUACAAUAAUUCAAACUUCCACCAGAGUUAAUCAAUGCUGGGGCACUGACUACCACUCUGGGAUGAAGGUGAAUGAUAUUGGAUCAGUGAGAGAUGGUACUCCUUGUGGCAAUAACAUGAUGUGUAUUCAGGGUAGUUGUCUCAAUGUAUCCAUUUUGAAAUAUGACUGUAAUGUCACAAUGUGCCACAAUCGGGGAGUUUGUAACACUCUCAAACACUGUCACUGUGAUGUUGGAUGGGCUCCUCCAGACUGCCGAGAUAAAGGCUAUGGAGGUAGCAUAGACAGUGGGCCACCUCCAGUUUCAAUACAGGCUAAAGCCUAUAUGAAAACCUCAAGUGUAAUUGGAAUGCUCUGUGCUUUUUGUCUCACAAUUGUUUGUACUGGCCUGGUUAUCUGGUUCAAGAAUGGGCUAAGAAACCCAUGUGGAAAAUUUCAGGGAAGAGUCCAUGCUAUGAAAUCAAAUGAUGAAGGAACACCAGUGUAACUCACCUUUGGUAAGAAUGAAAAACCCAUCCAGUGUAAGCACAGUCAAUUUGAAAAACAAAGACAUCAAUAAUUUCAUUGUUUAAAGAUGUCUCCCAGACACAUUUCGUAUUAGGAAAUUUGGCUUCUUCGGAGGGGAAGAAACCCCCUGAUCUAUGUAAAGUAGAGUUCAGUCAGAGUAAGUCAAGCAAAUCUCUCAUUUCUAAAUUGUUUUAAUUUUGGAUCUUAAAACUCCAAGUUCAAGGUGGAAGGAAGAGAUAAUUCAGAAGCAGCUUGUCCCAGUGUGAUGGUUCCUAGUUUCUAUUAACAUGCAGAAAGUUGUAGUAGCAAGAAAUCACAAUUAAAAUCCAUUAUCAGUUUUUUAUUAGUUCUUCAUUUUUCUGCUAGAAUAUUUUUAUUCCCACUAAGAAUUAGUCCAGUCAUAUUAGUCAUAAUAGAUUAACCCGUGUCUCUCUUGCUUUAAGUCAGGGAAUUUCUUUCCAGGAUUGAUGAAAAACUGCUUGUUCCUCUCCCACCAAAGCCAUUGACUAAAAAAAAACUGCUACAGAUACAAUGAAUAAUAGGUGGCUUUUUCUGUAGCCUGAUAAAUACUUUUAUUAUUGAGUGAACUCUUAAAUGAACUUUAGAAUCAUCUGAAGCUACUGAUUGAGUCUGCUUCAGGAUUGACCUGCAGUGAUCAUCAGUCGGUCUCUGAAGAGAAGUCUCCAGGAUAGGCUUGAAAAUGAAGCAUGUGAGAUGCAGAUCCUUUGACCAAUAGACAGCUAUGCCAACAGUACAUUGGAUGUCAAGGAAAGAUUGAGAGGCAUUGUGGAUUAUAGGUAACUUGGGCUGCCAAAACAGCACUGCACACCAACCCUUCUCUAACUAUGCCCUGGCCGGUAACAUUAAUGAUGAAAUUAUUAUGGAUGUUCAGUACUGUGAAGCCACUCAGUGACAAUUGGAGAAAGACAUCUCCAACAUGGUCCUCUGUGUUAUUCAGUUACAAUUGUUCUCAUCAGUUCUACUAUGAUGUGAUCGGUUUUAAAUAAAAUGUUUUUGGAUGGUU